GCUUCGGCUCGGAGUCCGCGCCUCUCGCUUCCCGGACCCACCGCCCGUGGGAAGCGAAGGGGGGGGACAGGCCCUCGGCUCGCCCCCCCCCCCCGGCCCCGCCUCCCGUCGGGGCUCAGCCGGGCGAGGCGGCGGGGCCCCCCAGGCGAUGGCCACGGAGCUGGCGAUGGGCGCCGAGCUGCCCAGCAGCCCGCUGGCCAUCGAGUACGUGAACGAUUUCGACCUGAUGAAGUUCGAGGUGAAGAAGGAGCCGCCCGAGGCCGAGCGCUUUUGCCAUCGACUGCCACCUGGCUCGCUGUCCUCGACGCCGCUCAGCACGCCGUGUUCCUCCGUGCCCUCUUCACCCAGCUUCUGCGCGCCCAGCCCCGGCACCAGCGGCGGCGCGGGGGGCGGCGGCGGCGGCGCGGCGCAGGCCGGGGCCACCCCGGGGCAGGCGAGUGGGGGCCCCGGCGCCGUCGGGGGCGCCUCGGGGAAGCCGGCGCUGGAGGAUCUGUACUGGAUGAGUGGCUAUCAGCACCACCUUAACCCCGAGGCCCUCAACCUGACGCCCGAGGACGCGGUGGAGGCGCUCAUCGGAAGCAGCCACCACGCUGGGCACCACGGCGCGCACCACCCAGCGGCCGCUGCGGCCUACGAGGCCUUCCGGGGCCAGGGCUUCGCGGGCGGCGGCGGCGCGGACGACAUGGGCGCCGGCCACCACCACGGCACCCACCACGCCGCCCACCACCACCACCACGCGCCCCACCACCAUCACCACCACCACCACGGCGGCGCGGGCCACGGCGGCGGCGGCACGACCCACCACGUGCGCUUGGAGGAGCGCUUCUCCGACGACCAGCUGGUGUCCAUGUCCGUGCGCGAGCUGAACAGGCAGCUCCGCGGCUUCAGCAAGGAGGAGGUCAUCCGGCUGAAGCAGAAGCGGCGCACGCUUAAGAACCGCGGCUACGCGCAGUCGUGCCGCUUCAAGCGGGUGCAGCAGCGGCACAUUCUGGAGAGCGAGAAGUGCCAGCUCCAGAGCCAGGUGGAGCAGCUGAAGCUGGAGGUGGGGCGCCUGGCCAAGGAGCGGGACCUGUACAAGGAGAAAUACGAGAAGCUGGCCGGCCGGGGCGGCCCCGGGGGCGCGGGCGGGGCCGGCUUCCCGCGGGAGUCCUCGCCGCCGCAGGCCGGGCCCGGCGGGGCCAAGGGCGCGCCCGACUUCUUCCUGUGAGCGCGGGGCCCAGAGCCAGCGCCACCGCCGAGUAGAGGCUCGCGCGGGCGGCCGGGGGCCUGGACUUGGACUCCGCAGCUCAGGGCGAGGACGCAUGGCCGCGCCGAGCCUCCCCAGCGCGCCGGCCCCCGCGUGAGUGCCACCGCCUCCGGCCGGGCCGGCCCCGCGCGCCUUGUCUGCAGGCGCCGGACAGAGGCCCGUCCCUCGGCGCGGUCUCCUCUCUCCCGGCCUGCGCACCUUCCCGGGUCGCCAUCCCGACGCUGUUCCAACUCCUCUGCUCGGAGCACGGCGACUCCCAGGAAGCUGGACCGGGUCGAAGUCCUUCCUGGCGUCCGCUUGUACAUACGUGGAGCGCGGUUGUGCGUCCGACCUCACCCGGACCGCCGCGGGCAGCCGGCGCCGCCCUGCACCCUUGGUCUCCUUUCUUUUGGCCUCCCUACCCAGGCCUUUUGUACUCCUUUUCGAAGCGGUACUUAUUUUCGAAGUAUUUAUAUUUAUUUUGCUCGGUGAUCAGAAAAGGAAACCCCGGAGAAGCUCCCUUCUUCCCGCCGGGGUUGCCCUCGGAUGUCCGUGUGUCCUAGCAUGUGUCGCUCGCUCGGAGGGUCCUGGCCCCUGCCUGCCCGCUUGCCCGCCUGCCCCCCACCCUGCCACUGGCGUCCCCUAGAGAUUGACAUGGAGGAGCAUUAUCUAUGCUGUGUUCAGUCCUGCUGCCCUACUGUACUCCGGGGUGGGGGGAGGGGGGUGGGAGCUGGCCGGGACUUCCGUGCUGCUAUUUCUCUAUGCACCAGAUUGUAUUUAUGGCUCCUGGGGAAAUAUAUCUUAUUUUAACCCUCAAGAGAAGUGAAAAAAAAAAAAAAAGUAAUGCACAGUAUUUCUAGCAGAAAAAAAAAUUUUUUUUGAGAGGAGGUUUCGCCUGAAUCUCCUGGCAUGGAGUCCGGUGGAGAAAGUGUAUAAUUUUAUUUUAAUUUAAAAUGUGUUUCGUUUUGUUUGUGGAUUCUUUUUUAAACGACCUGAUCACUUUUGGAGUGGCCAGAAGAGGGAGGGGAGGCCGAGCUCUGGCCCCUUUAAGCCCCCAGCCCCUGACGGCACCCUGCACCCCGGCCUGGGCUCCUUCCACGCCUGCUCGAGAUACCAACUGCAGGAGAUACCAACUCCUUGCAAGUUUUGUUGUGCUGUGGGGUUUCGUUGGGUUCUUUUUUCAUUUGCUACGAAACUGAGGAAAGAAAAAAACACACAAAAUAAAUUCAUUUAGAUCCAAAAGUUA
This is a messenger RNA of Bubalus bubalis (water buffalo), 2471 nucleotides long. RefSeq names its product MAF bZIP transcription factor A (gene MAFA). The transcript has a single exon. Gene Ontology annotation, molecular function: RNA polymerase II cis-regulatory region sequence-specific DNA binding; DNA-binding transcription factor activity, RNA polymerase II-specific. Gene Ontology annotation, biological process: regulation of transcription by RNA polymerase II; retinal rod cell development. Bases 149 to 1207 code for a protein of 352 amino acids. The record is from RefSeq and is a predicted model, not a curated record. Lineage: Eukaryota; Metazoa; Chordata; Mammalia; Artiodactyla; Bovidae. Gene Ontology annotation, cellular component: nucleus.